AUGAAUCACACCAACGCAACAAUUUCAUCCGUUCUCAUUCUUGGUGGUUUGAAAAAAUUGAAUGAUGAUGACGACGAGGAUGACGAUAUGCAAAAAGCGAUUGAAAAUUUAAUUACGCAAAAUAACAAUCACGAUCCCAGGUUAUUAUGGCACGGUCGGUUCCGGCCAGUUAGGUUCGUUUUCCGACCAUUUCCUUGCCGCCGGAAUCGAGAAGAGCUGUAA
This is a messenger RNA of Adineta ricciae, 222 nucleotides long. The record is from the annotation of a GenBank genome assembly. Lineage: Eukaryota; Metazoa; Rotifera; Eurotatoria; Adinetida; Adinetidae.